AUGAACGGUAUGAGUUCUGUGAAUUCUUCACCGUUCAAAAGUCCAAUUCAGUCACCGGUGAAAGCAAGUGAUCGUUACAUUCCUUUGCGUUCGUCUCAUUCAGCAACAAAUCUUCAUUUCGACACACCGUUAUCUCCGCAGAGUAGUUGUGCGUCCUCUUCGGUAAUAUCAUCGCCGAAGAAACGAAAAUAUGAACAAAAUCAAGCUGGUCUUGGUGUAGGAGUGACAGGCAGUGAACCAGAUUUAGCCAUGUAUCAUCAAUUAUUGAAAAAUACAUUAUUAAAUACGAACGUUGAUGUUCUAAAAACAUCCGAUAUUCAAAAUGAGUGUAUAAAACCAGUAACAACAACCAUAACAGAUCGUUCUGCAACGACACCAAACGAUAAUGGUUCAUCAUCACCGUUAGGCUCUUCUAUAUUUAAGUAUUCUGAACGUGUUGAAAAUCCACCACCAACAUCAACAAUAAAUAAGACACAUUUUAGUCGUUCACCACUUUCUUCCGCUAAUAUUCAUUUAUUAUAUUCACCAAAAAAAACUAUUAGACGUAUACCAAAAAUUCCGUAUAAAGUAUUAGAUGCUCCAGAUUUACAAGACGAUUUUUAUCUAAAUCUUAUUGAUUGGUCACAAACAAAUAUUUUAAGCGUUGGAUUAGGUUCAUGUGUUUAUUUAUGUCAUGCUCAAACAAAUAAUGUGACACUAUUAUGUGAUUUAACACAAUCUCAAAUUCAGAACUCACACUAUAUGUCUUUACAUCAACAACAUCAAUCGGAUAGUGUGACAUCAGUAGCGUGGGCAGAUAGAGCCAGUUUAUUAGCCGUUGGUACUCAUCGUGGUCACGUUCAUAUUUAUGAUGUUCAAACACAAAAACGUGUUCAAACAAUCUCGAAGCAUAGUGGUCGUGUUGGUGCAUUAGCAUGGAAUGAAUGGGCAUUAUGUUCCGGAUCUCGUGAUCGUUCAAUAAUUGAACACGAUAAUCGUACAUCAACAACAGUUCACACAUUUCAUGGUCACACUCAAGAAGUUUGUGGACUUAAAUGGUCAACAGAUAAAUCUAUUUUGGCAUCAGGUGGCAAUGAUAAUCGUCUAUUAUUGUGGAGUAAUACACAUCAAACAAAUUAUUUACAAUCAUUUAAUGAUCAUUUAGCGGCAGUUAAAGCUAUAGCGUGGUCACCUCAUCAACAUGGUCUCUUAGCUAGUGGUGGUGGUACAGCAGAUCGACAUAUUCGUUUCCGUUCAUCAUUAACAUGUCAAACAUUGAGUGUAUGUGAUACGGGCUCUCAGGUAUGUCAAUUGGUAUGGUCAAAAAAUUCACCGAAUGAAUUGGCUAGUACCCAUGGAUUCUCACAAAAUCAAAUUGUUGUCUGGAAAUAUCCGACUAUGCAACCAUUAGCAAAAUUAUUUGGUCAUCAACAACGUGUUUUAUAUUUAUCAAUGAGUCCAGAUGGUGAAUCGAUCGUAACAGGAGCAGGAGAUGAGACACUCCGUUUUUGGCAUGUAUUUGCUAAAUCAAAGUGUGUUCGAAAUCCAGAUAAUACUCAAUAUAUGUCUUGUACUGAUAAUGUUCAUGUAUUAUGCAAUUGUUCAUUAUCUAAAAAUAUCAGUUCAUCUGUUUAUGAAACAUUAGAAGAAUUUGAUUUUCGUCGAGGUAUAUGGUCACAUGCACAAAACAAUGAUUAUGAUGAAUUAAAAAAAUUUAUUGAAGAUAAAAAGUCUACAUUAAAUAUAAAUCAAAAAGACAGUAGUGGCUAUACAGCAUUGCAUUACAGUGUACGUCAUCAACCAGCUAAAAUUGUUUUAUUAUUAUUAGAAAAUAAAGCAGAUCCAAAUAUAGUAACAAAUGCCGGUCAUUCAACACCAUUACAUCGUGCAGCUUUAUUUAAUAAUUUAGAAGCAGUCAAAUAUCUUAUUGAUUAUGGAGCUAAAGUUGACAUAAAAGAUAUUGAUGGUUUAACGCCAUUGGAACGGGCCCAACGACAAUCUCAUACACAAAUUGUAGAAUUUCUGAGUCAGAAUAUAAAGAAAUAA
Messenger RNA from Didymodactylos carnosus, 2025 nucleotides. NCBI's taxonomy places the organism in Eukaryota, Metazoa, Rotifera, Eurotatoria, Philodinida, Philodinidae. The record is from the annotation of a GenBank genome assembly.